AGCAGUCAGUAUCCUAACAGUCAUUUCCCUGUGGCAGUUAGUAAUGGCUUCACUUCUACUGUUGUGUUCUUCGUAGUUCAUCAGUGAAAAUUUUCUUGCAAAGUUAACUCAGUUGAUGGUUAAUUUAUAUUGUAAAAGUACAAACAUAUUUUUACGCCAGAGAAGAGUCAAGGAUUGACAUCUCUACACGUGUGGAUGUCUGCAGUCAAGUCCCGUUAUUGCAACCAUCACACCCGUCGGAAAUGUCAUGUAAUGACUGUGUACAAGUCACAUGGACGAAAUGUUGCUGCUGUUGUUCGGGAACACAGCAUGGAAAUAACUUAUCGAGCAAUUCUACCCCAAAAGAUCCACAAAACUCUCAAGUUCAUAUUGAAGUAAUUGAAAAUGAGCCAAAAUCAAUGAAUGCUGAAACAGCGAGUGGAGAAUCUUCAAAUGGCAUACACUAUGAAGCUGACGUAUCCGAUCUGGAUGACGGGGAAAAAUACCGAUAUAGUGGAAGAAACUUUGAUACGAUAGACCUGGGAGAUGAUCCAUCUGAUGUCAAGCUAUCUGAUAAAGAAACAACGCCUACUGCCAUUCCAUCUGUAUCGCGCCUACAGGUAGAAGGCAACAAUCGGAACAAAAAACUGUCCGGAAAAUUUAGAUUUACUAGUACAAAGCGUGGAGCUAAAAAUGAAUCUGUAUAUAGUAAGACAUCACAAUUUUAGUCUUAAAAUAUUGAAUUCAUGUGGAUUUCCAUUUUGAAAAACUUUGAAGUCUUUAAAACACUUUUACACAUACUAUUUGAACUAGUACAAGGCAGAGUACCAAACAUGGUACCUGUCAUCAAAACUAUGUUACACAACAUUGUAUAUAUGUGCGCACAUUGCAGCCAACACAGAUGGUUGCAGCCAAAACCAGCAAAGUCCAUCCAUAUUAACAUGAGUUCUGACUUCGGAUAUCCAAGGUUUUAAUUAAAAAAACACUCACGAAUGAAAAUACAUUUCAAAUUGACCAUUCUGCUAUUUUGUUUCGCCAGCCACAGACGAUAUCCCUUUCUAUUAUAUCUCUUUGUUUCUAGAAUGAAGUAGGAACCCCGCUCCCUACCACACACCGAGUACUAACACGAACAACUGAGUUAUUGAAAUAUAAACGUUUUCGUUGCAAAUUGUUUUAUUCCAUGAACUAAAAAAGGGGUUCGAAAUAUAUUAUUUAUAUAUUAAGUUA
Molecule: messenger RNA, 1206 nt
Organism: Styela clava
Lineage: Eukaryota; Metazoa; Chordata; Ascidiacea; Stolidobranchia; Styelidae
Source: RefSeq, a predicted model, not a curated record